Messenger RNA from Lineus longissimus, 2535 nucleotides. RefSeq lists its product as uncharacterized. The transcript is spliced from 5 exons. The record is from RefSeq and is a predicted model, not a curated record. Bases 1 to 2322 code for a protein of 773 amino acids. Lineage: Eukaryota; Metazoa; Nemertea; Pilidiophora; Heteronemertea; Lineidae.
AUGGGGACGCACUUGGAACUAAUCUGGGAUGUCUUGAACACAAAGGACAGAGAGGAAUUGAGAGACGAGGAAGACUUCGGAAUUGAAGAUGUUAUCAAUAUAUUCACCACCAUGGAUCAAAAUCAUGAGAAAUCUUGUGCUCAAUCCUUUGACAAGCAGUUGAAGAUUUUGGGAUAUCUGCGGAAGAGUCUGCAGUUCUUGGAUGAUAUUCCAGAGGAGAAUUCAUUACAAGGGUUGAAUAUUGAAGGACACAUCGAUUGUUUUAUAGGCUUGGCUGAUAUAGUCAACAGUGAGGAGAGCUGUGAUAUAGACAAGACAGUUUUGGAAUCCAAACAAACACGAAAACAAAUCAUCAUGUUAUCAUUGAAUUGGCUUCCGACCGAAAACGAAAAGGAAAAAGAUCCUUUCAUGACAUCUCUUGGCCUGAUGGGCAACUUCAUCAUCAUGAAUGAAGAAAGAGACGACGGCUGUGCCAAAGCCGACAGCGGAGCCGCAGCCGAGAAAAACGAAAAGAUAGACGGCGUACGGAAACAUUCGUUCACGGAAAAACUCACCGGCGUAAAGAACGCAAGGGCGGAACACCGCUUGCAACAAAUCAAUGGUACUCUCAGUCGGGAGCAAGCGAGACAGUUACGUUUGAUACACGAUAAUAAGAGCGUACUCCGACAUGAGUUUAAACUAAUGCAGCAUGAUAAGAAAAAGAACACGCUGGAGACGAAAAAGCGUUCAAAUCCCCACUAUGACUUUUCAUUAGAAGAAGCCGGCGUGGCCAAGUCAGAACAGUAUUUAAAAGAGCCCGUCGAGGGUUGGUAUUUGCAGAAACAGAAUGCGAUACGUAGGCGUUCUGUUGGCGAUGCGACACAGGUGACGCCACUUGUGGCUAAAGCGCGAGAGACUUUGAAACAGAGUGAAAUGAUGAAGCAAUUGGAACAAUAUCGUACGGAGCAAGGGUUGUUUACAGCCACGCCUGAUCCUGGUUCCAGUGAAAAUAUCCAAAAUGUUGGAAAGAGACCACGUUCGAAAUCCGUCUCCUUAGAUUCACUGAGUCUGGUUUCGAGUGCUAAUUCGACAGGCAGGCAUCAGGAUAAAGUGUUCCGGAAGGAGAGCCCAAAUAUUCUCCCGUGGACCCCACGCAAUCCAACCAUUGACAUCAUCGUCACUGACCUUGAAACUAAUGAAGGUCAAAAGGUCGUUGCUUCUGGAAAACCUGUGGUGAAGGUUUCUGGUACGAAAUUUCAUGGUUAUAUUAAAGAUGAAAAGACAACAUUACAUAGCAUAUUGCAUAGGGAACAAAUGGUGGAAAAUGAAAGUCCACGGGGUAGCAGCAGGCUUACGAACAGUGCAAAAUCAGUGUCCAAGGUGACGUCACAACGAACGAUGAAUGGUGAAAUACCCACACCGCGUAUAUCAAACGGGAAGCCACACGUUAGCUUUAAAGUUAAGGAAAAUAAUCCCAACGGAGGAUUACAUAACAAUUUAAGGCGACAAUCUAUCGGCCAAGCUCGCCCACAUUCUGAUCUUCAGGCACGCAGACAAAGUACUGGGGGAAUGCCAUCAACUCGUCGCCCAGUCACUCAUGAGAUGCUGGUACGUGAAUCAACGGACAUCAAAAUACGCAUGAACAAGUUUUUCCGCAACUUGGAGAACACGAAAAGAGGUGUAUCAAACGAUGAAGAUGACGACGAAUCUGAUGUUUUCCCCAUCAUUCCCCAACUGAUCAAACACCAAGGACAUAUGUCUCAGCGCUAUUUAACCCCGACACCAGAAUUGCAGAAAACCUCACAGAGUUUUAAUAAGAGUACUUCGGUUGACAUGUCAGCUUUUGGAAGCAUAUCAGAUGGGGAUUCCAUCCCGGUGCCUAAAGAGGAAGGAAUGUAUGCAAUCAUCCUCAAUGAAAAAAACUAUGACGCAAACCCGGGACCGCAACGUAAGAUGUCUGCCGCAUCGAAAUGGACAUUCAUGUUAAAUAAAGUCACCGAGAAUUCAGCACAACGAGAUCAAACACCGCCAACUCCAGAUAAUAAUCGGCGAAGUUCUAUAAUUAGUUUGACAGGGAGUGAAAUCUCCAACUGUUCAGGGGGUGGGGGCCGCCGGCGCAGCAGUAUAGGAAUACCCACCCACUCAAUGGAGCGAUCGAACCGCCAUUCCGCAACCUUCAAACUCCGUAAAUUAGUUGGUGAACUCAUGAAGCAGAAGACACGGUAUGAACUGAAUGAGGUGGAGGAAGUAAAAAGAAAACUGUCCGAGGACUCCCAGGACCAAAUUUCUAGGUCACGGACAGAAAGCAUGACAACUGAGGGAACAGCAGAACAUGUAGAUUAGUAGGAUAAACCUAGAGCUAGAAUUCAAGGCUUAACUAAUCACCAAAAGCUUGAUAGCAGCAAAAGAGGGCUGCUUUAGAAGGACUGACCAUCGGUAUACAUUAUAAUGCCUCAUCUGAAUUUGAGAACAAGACGAAACUUGUUGUUGUCUAAAUUCGAUCUUCUUUAUUUCAGUGAAACAACACAUGCACUGUAUAUUAUUUGCAAUAAAACA